UCACAUGGAAGUUGAAUUCUCUGCCACUUGUAGUUGGUGCGAUCUCCGCGAGCCAGCAAAACCAGCGCAGCAUUACGCGAUUAAGAAAGUACGGAAACGCGAAAGCGUGGGCGGCGCGGUGUCGAGCGAAAACGAAACCUCUCGACCGCCCGAGUUGUUGUGAAAGGUGCUAAUCGGGCACAGCUUAGGGAUGGCUGCAAGAUGGAGGACCUGAAGAAGUGCGGCGAUGACUAUAUUCCAUACGCCAAGCGUGGACCUCUGCAGGUACCCAACAUAGGAUUCCGGGAAGGGUGCAGGAUUGCCAAAGAACAGAUCAUCUGCAGCAUACAAUUCAUGAAGAACUGCACGCAAGGUCCAGCCGAAGCUGCGGCGCUGGUGGUGCUGCAGGCGUUGGAAGAAAACAUCGAAGACGUCUGCACCGUGGGUUCGAAAUCAUACAAAAGGUACCAGAAAUCCAUCAAGUGUAUGGAAUCUGUUGGCCACGGGAUGCACAAGUGCAUGACACACUUCCACGAGCAUCUAGAACGGGCUGUGGUUAAGGCAGCUGUCAAAGACGUUAUUCACCACAGCUGCUGUAUCUAUAACGACUUAUUGGACUGCUGCUCCAAGGCCCUUGCACCCUGCGAGAGAGUUCACGCCAAAGACUUCGUUGUCGGGAUCCUGGAGGACAUCUUCGGCGAGAUAGUCCACCUCGUAUGCGGCCGGUACAUCAAGAGCACGGAUGCCUGCAGUGCUCUGCCACCUUUGGCUAGCUUGGACGAGGAUGACGAAAGGUUCAGCACUUACAUCGAGCUCAUCAUGGAAGCAGCCGCUACCUAUGGCCACAGGAACUAGCGCCUCGGUCUUUGCGCAGCCUUUGUUGCACCAAUUUAUUAGCCUUCGUUCUUUUCACAUCUUCACUACGUUCUUUCCAUUUCGCUAGAACUCAGGAGAGAAAGACAAAAGAAAAAAGAUGUUUGUCAGGAACACUUUCAUUGCCCAUUCACGUCUAGGGUUCAUGUGUUACCGCCAUGCUGACUUUAUAGGUGGUGUUAAAAUACGCGUCGCAGUGGCGAUUGUCUACGAGUAACAGAAAGAGAUCUUAAGGCUGUGCGGUGCCAGGCUGCAUAUGCCGGGAACAAUUGCAGGGCGAGAAACACAUGAUGGCUGCAAUCAAUUACACGUUAUGGAUUCUGGCAACUACAUUGUGCAUGGAAGGACCUUGCGAAACUGCUGUGACCACGAAAAUGUCAAGUUUAGUACAUUUGUUAACCGUGACACCCCCGCAGUGGCACUGAAAAGCAAAAAGGCUUUUUGUAAAUUUGCUUGGUAGUUAUUCUGCGCCAAUUAGCACUUUUUUAGCUGCGUUCUUUCAGGAAACGUUAUCGGUCUUCGCAAUCAUGGAUUGGGACGUCUGAAGUCGCGAAGCUAGGAAAUGACACCAAAGAGUUCAGCAAUGUAUGCACGUUCACGGAAGCGUGCCCUGUUCGUAUUUCCUGCUUAUACUGCAGGAAGAGUGGGUUUUAUGCUGCGCAAUGCGCAUUUAUCAGGUGCUUUAGCUUCUCAAAUAUAAUGCUUAGACAUGUGUGUACUGUUUUAUAAGAUCAUACUUUAUUUAAGAUGCUCUGACUGCUGCAUACCGAGAUAAAGCGAAAGAGAAAUGAUGUGUGAGCAAUCAGGGGCUGUAACAAAAUGCAGCUCUGGUUCGGUGCCCUGCACCGGGUGAAGAGGCAAAGAGACAAGAAUAACGGAGCGCUGAGAUGCUCGAAAAGCUCAACGAUCGCAUGCACUACAGGACUAGCACCACAUUGCUCUAAAAGAAAUAUAUCACUUAGGUUCAUAGGCCUCACAAACUGGAGACGUAGAGGGACGGCAUUCUGCGUGGACUUAUGUUGGGAGCAGUGAAGUUACAUUUUUGCUCCUUUUAGUCAACCAGUUUUCAGUUGGUCAAACAUAUGGCAUAUCUCAUGCCUCUCCGCGCAAUGAGAUGGAGAGACACUGAGAAGGGGCGCAAAGGUUUUGUCAACGCAGCACGUGUCACUUCAUGGUGUGCAACGUGUUGUCAUGUGAAGUGUUGUGGGAGGAGAACAGGGUAACUUUGCUAAACUGACGUAAUAUUACUUGUCCUCACUAAAUAGCACUUUUGGGUAUCGUAAUGAGAUAUCCCACUGCAUAGAGCAUGAUGGCUUUGAAACUGGAAUAUGUGUAUGGAUUGUGUUGCUUAUUAAGGAAGGUUUUGCGUUUGAAGUAUGCAAUAAAGUACUUUCUUUUUGUA
Messenger RNA from Dermacentor andersoni, 2254 nucleotides. RefSeq lists its product as uncharacterized. The record is from RefSeq and is a predicted model, not a curated record. Lineage: Eukaryota; Metazoa; Arthropoda; Arachnida; Ixodida; Ixodidae.